CUUUCUGAGAGCUUAAUUCUCCGGUCAUCACAUCACAAACCCAAUAAUUUCAUUCUAAGCCCAACAACCAGUUCGGUCGGAUCCAACCCGGAUCGAAAAUUCUCCGGGUCGGGUAAUGGAUCUUCGCCGGCCGAUGAAGGAACGAAGAAGCAGUACAGAGGGGUUAGGAGGCGACCGUGGGGAAAAUAUGCAGCAGAGAUAAGAGAUCCGACCUGGAAAGGUUCACGGGUCUGGCUCGGAACUUACGAAACCGACGUGGAUGCUGCCAGAGCUUACGAUUGUGUGGCUUUUAAGCUGAGAGGAAGAAAAGCCAUCCUUAAGUUUCCGUUCGAUGCCGGAAAUUUAAUACCGCAGGUGACGAUUGGCCGGAAGAGGAGAAUUGAUCAGUGAUGCACUUAGUUGAGUGGGUUUUUGUUUUAAAUAAACUAAAUCAAUUUGUCGGUUUAUUUUAAGUAAACCUAAUUGAUUGUGGUCAUUUUUAUGGGGUUUUUUUUCACUCCAUCUCUUAUCCUCGUUCUAAAAAGAUCAACCUCUUAAAUUA
Molecule: messenger RNA, 541 nt
Organism: Solanum lycopersicum (tomato)
Lineage: Eukaryota; Viridiplantae; Streptophyta; Magnoliopsida; Solanales; Solanaceae
Source: RefSeq, a predicted model, not a curated record